Apodemus sylvaticus (European woodmouse) is the source of this 5025-nucleotide messenger RNA. RefSeq names its product flavin containing dimethylaniline monoxygenase 2 (gene Fmo2). The coding region runs from base 103 to 1710 and encodes 535 amino acids. Lineage: Eukaryota; Metazoa; Chordata; Mammalia; Rodentia; Muridae. Gene Ontology annotation, molecular function: flavin adenine dinucleotide binding; N,N-dimethylaniline monooxygenase activity; NADP binding. The transcript has 9 exons. The record is from RefSeq and is a predicted model, not a curated record.
GCCUCUUCCAACUCUUAAAAACUCCCAUCUCUCCUCACACAACCCUCAGGGGAAGCUCUUCUGCCAAGGGAACAGUGCUAAAAAGCACAAAUAAAGGAGACAAUGGCGAAAAAGGUCGCAGUGAUUGGAGCAGGGGUCAGUGGCCUGAUCUCUCUAAAGUGCUGUGUGGACGAGGGUCUGGAGCCCACCUGCUUUGAAAGGACUGAAGACAUCGGAGGACUGUGGAGAUUCAAAGAAACCGUGGAGGAUGGCCGAGCUAGCAUCUACCGCUCCGUCAUCACCAACACUAGCAAAGAAAUGUCCUGUUUCAGUGACUUCCCAAUGCCAGAGGAUUUCCCCAACUUCCUGCACAACUCUAAACUCCUGGAAUAUUUCAGGAUCUUCGCCAAGAAAUUUGAUCUUCUAAAAUAUAUUCAGUUUCAGACAACCGUCAUUAGUGUGAAAAAACGCCCAGAUUUCGCGUCUUCCGGGCAAUGGGAAGUUUAUAUUCAGAGCAAUGGCAAAGAGCAGCGUGCUGUCUUUGACGCCGUUAUGGUUUGCAGCGGCCAUCACAUCCAGCCUCACCUGCCGCUCAAGUCCUUUCCAGGUAUCGAGAGGUUUCAAGGCCAGUAUUUCCAUAGCCGCCAAUACAAGCACCAAGUGGGGUUCGAGGGGAAACGCAUCCUGGUGGUUGGAAUAGGAAACUCAGCCGCAGAUAUUGCCUCUGAACUGAGUAAGACGGCAGCGCAGGUGUUUAUCAGCACCAGACAUGGAUCCUGGGUCAUGAGCCGAAUCUCUGAAGAUGGCUACCCCUGGGACAUGGUGUUCCAUACUAGAUUUAGCUCCAUGCUCCGAAAUGUCCUGCCCCGCACAAUCGUCAAGCUGAUGAUGGAACAACAGAUGAAUCGCUGGUUCAACCAUGAAAAUUAUGGUCUGGUGCCACAGAACAAAUAUCUUAUGAAGGAACCUGUAUUGAAUGACGAUCUCCCCAGCCGCCUGCUGUACGGAGCCAUCAAAGUCAAAACACGAGUGAAGGAGCUCACGGAGACAGCCGUGGUCUUCGACGAUGGCACGGUAGAGGAAAACAUAGAUGUCAUUGUCUUUGCCACGGGGUAUACGUUCUCUUUCCCUUUCCUGGAAGACUCACUGGUUAAAGUGGAGGAUAAUAAGGUCUCGCUGUACAAAGCCAUGUUUCCCCCUCGCCUGGAGAAGCCAACCCUUGCGUGCAUAGGUCUCAUCCAGCCUCUGGGCUCCAUCUUCCCAACUGUAGAGCUUCAGGCACGUUGGGCGACAAGAGUUUUCAAAGGCUUGUGUCGCUUGCCUUCGGAGACAACUAUGAUGACAGACAUUGUUGAAAGAAAUGAAAAGAGAGUUGAGCUGUUUGGGAAAAGCCAGAGCCAGAUACUGCAGACCAAUUACAUUGAUUACCUGGAUGAACUCGCCUUGGAGAUCGGUGCAAAGCCAGACUUCAUCUCCCUCCUUUUCAAAGACCCUAAACUGGCUGUGAGACUCUACUUCGGACCCUGCAAUUCCUACCAGUACCGCCUCGUUGGACCUGGGCAGUGGGAAGGAGCCAGGAAUGCCAUCCUCACCCAGAAGCAGAGGAUCCUGAAGCCCUUGAAGACCCGUACUCUCCAGCCCUCAGCAGGGACCCCAGUGGCUUUCCUGCUCAAGAUCCUGGGGCUUCUCGCUGUUGUUCUGGCCUUCUUUUUCCAACUUCAGGGGUUCUAAUCUGUCACAUGACACUUUUCUCCACUGCCUCUUUGAAAGGGAGACUGAAGAAAUUACAUCCUCAUUAGAAUUUUACUUCAGGGGAACAAGUAGGGGGACUAAUAACAGGGAGAUCAGAAGACUUAGGUCUAGAUAUAAAACUAAAUUAAAGUCACAGGAUGUUCUUAUCAUCCUAUUUCCUCAAAUUCAUCAGUCUCCAUUCAGUAUCUACAAUAACACCAGCACAGGUAGAUAGUGCCAUCAGGCGUGGCGGGUUUUGAGUUACAUAAUUUAAAAAAUCAGUAAAAUUAUGCAGAAUAAAUCAUAAUUGAGCAUGCUAGCACAUGCCUUUAAUCCUAGCACUUGGGAGGCAGAUGGAUCUCCAUGAGUUUGAGGCCAGCCUAGCCUACCAAAUGAGUUCCAGGACUGCCAGGACUGCAUAGAGAGACCCUUUCUCAAAAGACAAAAAAAGGCAACACACUGAAGAACUUAAAUUGUGGUAGACAUUUCACAUCUUGUACACUAUGCUCAGUGCUGCUCCUGUGCAUACUCUGGUCACCAUUCCCACUUAUUGGGGUCUACUCUCUUGUCUUUAUGAGAGAUCACUCAGAGAUACUGGUGGACAAAAAAGAGAGGAGAGACCAAAAGCAACAAUGCUCAGAUAUUCUUUAAGUUCCUUAUACCGUAAGCUAAGGAACUAGACACAGCUCCUGCAUAUUGAUAAAAACACUGGUCCCCUAGCUACAAUAGAUCCUAUUUCUCACAGAGUAGACACUGUGCUGUGUGGACAUUAUGUAUUUUACUGUAUUUAAUUCUCAUAGCAACUGUGAGAUUGGUUGACGCUAUAUAUAAUACCUAUUCUACAGAUGUCACUGAGGAGGGGGACAUUAUAGAGCAUGUCCUAAACAGCUGGUCUUGAGAUGAUGCUUCAAUUGAAGACCAAUUUGUUAAACUCUGGAACUAAUGGUCAUUACCUCACCAUGUAAUAUGCUUAUUUAUGAAAACUCCACUCUUGAUGAAGUACUUCCUAAUCGUUUAUUUUAUUCAUUAUAAAAUCACACUAUAUUUCUAUUCAUUAGCAUAAAGUUUUCUAAAACUAUUGUUAAAAAUGGCACUUUCCUUGCAAAUAGAAUCUGUCUAGGUUCAUUUAUAAUAUUAGAUCUGUAUGUCAGCUGGAGUUGAAGACGCGCUUGAGGUAGGCUCAAUGGUGCAGACCUUUAAUCCCAGCACUAAGGAGUCAAGGCAGUGGAUCACUGUGAACUUGAGGCUGGGUUGGUCUACAUAGCAAAAUAUGGGCCAGCCAGGGCUAUAUGGUGGCACCCUGCCUCAAAAGGAAAAUAAUUUCAAAGAGAUUUAGAAUGAAAAUUGGCUAUGCAGUAAUAUUUAAUCAUCGCCAUUUGAAAGAAUAAGAAAUGAAACUGUCACAGUGACAGAGCCAGGACCUAGAAUUAACAUUAUAGGUAAGAAAGGCAAAUCUCAGGAAUGUGCUGUCUUUGUUAUCGGAUACGAGGGGAGUUGUCAGUUAUGAAAGACAUUUUCUUGGAAUGGAAAACUAAAAGCGGCACAAGCCAUUCAGCGUCAGCAAGCAUUGAGCAACAUAGCAAACAGCAGGCUCCAAACACUCCUGAUAGCAUCUCUUUCCAUGAACCACACUGUGGAAGAUAAGAUAUACCCAGAAACCAGACCAAGCCUCUGCAGAGGAGACAAAGGUCAGGAUAGUGAAGAUCUAAGUAAAUAGCUCUUCUGUAUCCCCCCAAGCCUUGGUUCUCAACUUUCCUAAUGCUACACUCCUUUAAAACAGUUCCUCAUGGUGUGGUGACCCUUGACCAUAAAAAUUAUUUCAUUGCUACUUCAUAACUGUAACUUUGCUACUCUUGUGAAUUGUAAUGCAAAUAUCUGAUAUGGGACCCUUGUGGGGGUCUCCACCCACUGGUUGAGAACUACUGCAUCAAAGCUUUGUGGGCACUAUCUUUAAACCAGCCCCUCUCUCCUCUCUCUCCCCUUGAAGUCCCCCCUCCCCCGCACCUUUCCAGUCUGAUGGCAAUCUCUUCCCAUAGAAACUUCUUUCUUUUAAUUGGACUGCAGAAUUGCCCAUCGGGCAAAGCCUUGUAAGCAUAAGAAUAUGAAUUUGAGCCUCAGAGCCCACAUUUUACAAGCCAGAUGUGGCAGCACACACUUCUAAUCCCAGAACUAGGGAGCGAGAUGAUGACAGUUUCCAUGGUAACCCUGGCCAGCCUCGUCUAUUUUAAUGACUUCCAGGUCAGUGAGAGACCUCAUCUCAAAAGACAAAAGUGGGCAAUGCCCGAGGAACGUUACCAGAGCCUCACCUCUGGCCUACAUACACAUGCUUGCAUACAUUUGCAUGCACCCCUGCACACACACACACAUGCAACUGCACGCACUUGAAUACACACAAACAUAUAUACAUAUUCGUAUACACAAAAGUUCACUGAUAUUAUUUAUAGUUGCAUUUAAGACUAUUUACUAUACUCAGAAGCAAAAAUUACAAAUGAAAAUGUAUUGUGUGCAUCUAUGAAAUUCUCAAACAAAAUUUUUUAAAACUAAAAGUUACAAAUUAUAUAUAUAUAUAUAUAUAUAUAUAUAUAUCCUUAGUUCUUAAUGAGAAGUCGAUUACUUGUGCCAGACAAGAUGGCCCAGCAGGCAGAGGAACUUGCCACCCCACCAGGCUUCAUGAUCUGGAGGAAUCACGGGUUCAAUUCACAGGAGGAAAGGACCAAUUCUUGCAAGAUGUCCUCUGACCUCUGUAUGGGCACUCAUAUUUACACCCACACACAAUAAACAAAUAAAUAUAAAUAAAUAAAUAAAAUGCAGUAAAAAAUAAAUAAAAGCAGAUUACUUUUUUGUCAACUAUUAAAAAUUCUUUUCAAAUCAUUAUAUUAAAUUACCAAGUCUGAAAAGCAAAAAUCAGCGAACUACUGUACGGGGACCAAAACAUGAGUUUUCAUGCUGGUUUCCUGAGGACAUGGACACACCCACUCAUUUAUUGCCCUUGCCUUUGUGCUUUUAUGCUCCUGAGGCAGAGUGGAAUAUUUGGAAGAGGACUGAGGGUGUGGGCCUGAAACCCUGGGAUCUUUACUAUCUGACUGCUUGCAAUACACAUGCCAGCCUGCUUUCCAGGUGCCAGGCAAUGCUCUCGUGGCGUCUCUGACCUCAGCUCAUUUAAUCACUGUGACGGCCCCACUGAAGCAGCUUUGCCCAUUACGCUGCCCCUCCAAAAGAAACGAAGAACACCUGUUAGAUCAGCGCUACAGGAGGUUCUACAGGAGGAUUGGUUCUGAGACAAAAUUGUCAUUAAAUUAACAGCACUAAAAAUUU